Molecule: messenger RNA, 1078 nt
Organism: Mytilus trossulus (common blue mussel)
Lineage: Eukaryota; Metazoa; Mollusca; Bivalvia; Mytilida; Mytilidae
Exons: 8
Coding region: 173-997 (274 amino acids)
Source: RefSeq, a predicted model, not a curated record
CCUUUCUGGUAUUUUACUAGAAAAUCUACACAGUUUAGUAUUCUGAAUUUCUGUCGAUUUUAUGACACAUAAGUAUUCAACGUUUGCCAAACAGGUUGGAGAAGACAUUUUGGAUCUUGAUUUAGUUGUGUAAAGUAUUUUCGAGAUAGAAGUUAUUUUACCAUUCAUUAGGAUGAUGUUUCUAUAUAUACUUGGCAUAUCAAGUUUAUACAUAAAAGCCAUUCACUCCUGUAGUGUACAUGUUUGUUUGACAUGGGAAGCUACAAAAGAGAACAUAACUUUCAAAUGUAAAGUUACCCAGUUAAGAUUUAAAGUUGACUUUUUUAAUCCGAAGAACGAAGAACAAGGAUACUGUACAAGCCCUCUACCAGAACCACGUUGUUAUUCGUCACAUAAUAUUAUAACACAGGAUCGACGAACAAACACAACUGUCCUUGUUAUAGAAAGGCAUGUAGACAACAAGCUCAAUGGACCUUGGAAAUGUAAUCAUGGCACAAACAUCGAGGCAGCAAUUGUUAAUUUAACAGUCUUACAACAAGAAACUUUCAAGAUAAUAUUUAAGAACGAUAUUUGUGGUGAGCAACAUAUGGCAUGGACUUUGUUCGGCGCUUUGAUAGGCUUAGUGAUAGUAUUAAUUUUGUGGAUAGUUUCCAAAACACGUCAAUGGUAUCUUGAUGCAGUAGAUUAUGUUAUAUACAAUUGGUGUAGAAAGUGUUGUAUUUGUAGAAAAAAUUGCUUCCAUGCAACGAGAUUUAUCAUUUGUAUUCUAUUGAUGUGUUUAACUAUUAGUAUUGCCUAUGCUAGUGGAUUACUGGAAAACAAGUGCAAAGAUAAAGAGUUAUUUAUAAUCUUUGGUGUUUGUAUGGUCCUAAUGUCUGUAAUAUGUCUGUCUUUUCCACAAACAGUUUCUAAAGAAAAAGAAUAUUGGAACAAAAGAACAAAGAAGGAACAAGAUCAAGCAAAGGCGAAAUUAGAAGAGGCGCUGAUAAAAAAAUAAAAUAAAAUAAAGUAUAACACAAAGAGAAUAACAAGAUGUAUGAACAAAUAUAUUUCAAUAUACAAAAAUAUAUAAAUCAAA